CUUUUUGGGUUCGAUUUUGAUAUAGUUCCAUUUUUUUCUGAAUACAGAAAGUUUCGCAAUUUUUUGCAAAACUUAUUUUUUUUUAAGAAACCAGAUUUCAGUAAUUCUUUAAGUCUCUUUGGACGUGGGAAUUCGAUGGUUCUUUCAGGUUUUUUUAGAGGUUACAUUCUGACAGUUUUUCGGAUUUCUCUAGAUAUUGGAUUUUGGCGUUCUCCCAAAUCUUUGGAUAUGAAAUUUCGUGCAGCAAUAUUGAACAAAAACAUAGAAUUUUAUAGUUCAAUUUCAUACACGGUUAUUAAAGACAAUCAAGAACCUGUACGAUUAAAACUUCAUAUUGGUGAUAUUGUAGAUAUUGUAGAUCUAAAUGAAGAAUCUAAAGGUGUCGCAUAUGCUAAAAUUGAAUUUAUUAUUCAACAUAAAGCAAACAAUGGUCAAAUUUUACACUUUUUUAUUUAAUUAGUUUCAGGUGAUGAACUCUGUUGAUUCUAUAUCAAGAUGCCCACUUUAUAAUCAGAAGCUGGAAGAAUCACGUUGGUUUUGAAUCUUUCCAAUCAAUUUUAUUGAUCACAUGUCUCAAGUUCACUUUAUUCACGAAUGUAAAAGUACAUGUAGCACCAAGCAUAAUGAGGCUAAUCGAAGUUAUGUUUUAAAUAGUUUUUAUUAUACUGCAGUUUAAUCAGCUAGACAACUAUAUUGCUAACAUUAU
Messenger RNA from Rhizophagus irregularis DAOM 181602=DAOM 197198, 706 nucleotides. Lineage: Eukaryota; Fungi; Glomeromycota; Glomeromycetes; Glomerales; Glomeraceae. The record is from RefSeq and is a predicted model, not a curated record.